Messenger RNA from Sinocyclocheilus rhinocerous, 1971 nucleotides. It is a transcript of the gene rnf146, whose product is annotated as ring finger protein 146. The record is from RefSeq and is a predicted model, not a curated record. Gene Ontology annotation, biological process: Wnt signaling pathway; ubiquitin-dependent protein catabolic process. NCBI's taxonomy places the organism in Eukaryota, Metazoa, Chordata, Actinopteri, Cypriniformes, Cyprinidae. The transcript is spliced from 2 exons. Gene Ontology annotation, molecular function: ubiquitin protein ligase activity; poly-ADP-D-ribose binding; zinc ion binding. The coding region runs from base 186 to 1298 and encodes 370 amino acids. Gene Ontology annotation, cellular component: cytoplasm; nucleus.
GUCUUAUUAUCAUCACUGAGGAGCCGUGAAAACAUUAUUGUGUUCAUCUGUGUCGAGCAAAUUCUAACGUUUCCGAUCAAUUUGAGUCAAUAAACGAACAAUGAGUGAUCAUCCGGUGACUAGCAGAUGAGCCAAAUCUGAUCGUCGCUGAAAGAAAGAGGCGAAGUAUCGGCUAUUUUGUCAGCAUGGCUAGUUGCGGCGAGGUUAAUCUUUCCAUGGACUCCCUGACUUCAGGCAAGAAGGUGAGUGGGGAGUCUGUGACGGAGGGAAGUCCAUCCCCUUCGUCUCCUUCGCUGCCCAUUCCUGAGUGUGCAAUCUGCCUGCAGAGCUGCGUCCAUCCCGUACGCCUGCCAUGCCUACAUAUUUUCUGCUUCCUAUGCGUAAAAGGAGCUUCCUGGCACAGCAAACGCUGCGCCCUCUGUAGAGGGGAGGUGCCCGAGGACUUCCUGGAGCGUCCCACUUUGCUCUCGCCUGAAGAGCUGAAGGCUUCGGCGACAGGCGGACGUGGUACGGGGACUGGUGGCCACGCGUGGUACUACGAGGGGCGUAACGGAUGGUGGCAGUACGACGAGCGGACUAGCCGAGAGCUAGAGGACGCCUUCAACAAGGGCAAGAAGAGCGCCGAGAUGCUGAUCGCCGGCUUCCUGUACGUGGCCGACUUGGAGAACAUGGUGCAGUACAGGAGGAAUGAACACGGCCGCAGGCGGAGGAUGAAGAGGGAUGUGGUGGAUAUCCCUAAGAAAGGUGUGGCCGGAUUAAGACUCGAUCCAGAUCCCAAUCCCAGUCCUGCAGCGGGAACAGCUCCUGCAGCACCCGCAGUUGCGGAUUUAAGCGGAAGCAUUGAUGGUGCCACAGCGGAGCGAGAGAGUUCAGCAGAUGGAGCGGACACUGGAGUCAGCGGAGGACGUCCUCAAGGCAUCUUUGCUUCUGCUCCCGUAAGGCCGCCAACUGUCUUGGGUGGUCACCUGACCAGCCCUGCUUCCUCCAGUGAUAUUCAGCUUGUACAGGCUCUCUCCCAACUCAAUAUGAACCCCGCUGAGCAAGAACCGGAAGAGGAAGAUGCAGACGACGAAGACGAUUCGGCCGCUCCGGACCCAUCGGGGUACGAAUCAGAGUCUGGCACGAGCGAGGAUGAAGAUGAGCAGGCUGGGGACGAAGGUGAAGAUGAGCACACAGAAGGCUCCCAGGGUAGGCAUAGACUGCAUCAGUUGGACAGACCGUCCCCUGGUGGUGGCCCUGCGCAUAGCGGCGAUCGCUCGGGGUCCCCCGACGGUCAGUGCACCGUUACAAAGGUCUGACCGCAGCACAACUACAGAACUCCUACCCAACUCCCACAACCGCUGGGUAUUUCUAACCAAUCUCUGAAAUGCAAAAAAUUAAAGAAUAAACCUUUCAAAUCAUUGAAACACGGUCUUAAAUAAGGUUGGAGGCUAGGGACGGAUGGUUUUAGUGUAAGAAUAGUGCUUGUCUCUUUCAGUCUUAGAGGACUGUACCAGGGCUGUACUCUUUAAUGGAAAUUACAGGCAAAACUACAAUAAACUUGCUUUUAUGAUGCCUAGAAUACUGUAAAUUGGUCCAGCCAUUACACUUUCAUUUGCAUUCUUGUAAUAGAAAAUAAAAGUUCACAAUAAAAAAACAACUUUUAACCCUGAAAUUAAAAGAAAGAGUAUAAAAUAUAAAUUUGCACAAGCCUAUUUUUAACCUUAUAUGACCAUUGAGAUUUUUGUGUUUUUAUAACAAAUUAGCACAUUUCAUCCUAAAUUCUCAUUACUCUAAUGCAUUUGUUUUAUUAGUUAUUAAUCUCAAUGCUGAUUUUCACUUGUUUCUUAUUACUGUGAUACUGAGAUUUGUGUAAAAAUUUUAUUUAUUAUAUUGCAUUAAUGAGAAUUUAGGUGGGGACAUUUGCUUAAUUGUGCACAAUGCAAAGAAAUCUUAAUGAUCUACAAUACAGGCUUCAUUUCAUCAUGUAUU